This is a messenger RNA of Colletotrichum orchidophilum, 1587 nucleotides long. RefSeq names its product 6-phosphofructo-2-kinase. Bases 1 to 1587 code for a protein of 528 amino acids. NCBI's taxonomy places the organism in Eukaryota, Fungi, Ascomycota, Sordariomycetes, Glomerellales, Glomerellaceae. Gene Ontology annotation, molecular function: fructose-2,6-bisphosphate 2-phosphatase activity; 6-phosphofructo-2-kinase activity; ATP binding. The transcript is spliced from 5 exons. Gene Ontology annotation, cellular component: cytosol. The record is from RefSeq and is a predicted model, not a curated record. Gene Ontology annotation, biological process: fructose metabolic process; fructose 2,6-bisphosphate metabolic process.
AUGCCAGGCAAGACUAACGGCAUAGGCGUUCAGGUGGAGGAUACCAAGAUAUGCGUCGUCAUGGUUGGCCUGCCCGCUCGGGGCAAGAGCUUCAUCGCCCAGAAAGCGCAACGGUAUCUGGGUUGGCUCUCCAUCAAGGCAAAGACGUUCAACGUCGGCAGUUACCGCCGCCAGGAGGACGCGCACCCCUCGGCUGACUUCUUUGACUUCCACAACACCGAGGGCGAGCGCAGACGUCGCGCCGCCGCCGAGAAGGCCAUCGAGGACAUGCUGGCCUGGUUCCGCCAGGGCGGCGUCAUUGGCAUCCUCGAUGCCACCAACUCCACCAAGGAGCGCCGCAAAUGGGUUCUCGACAUCUGCACAAAGGAGGGCGUCGAGGUCCUCUUCGUCGAGAGCAAGUGUGACAACGAGAAUCUCAUCAUGGCCAACAUCCGCGACGUCAAGACCACCUCCCCCGACUACCAGGGUCAGGACCCCGAGGAGGCCGCGGUCGACUUCCGCAACCGCAUCCGCAACUACGAAAAGGUCUACAAGACGCUCGACGAGGAUGGUGACGAGAACGAAUACACCUAUCUCAAGAUCAUGGACGUCGGCAAGCAGGUCAUUAUCAACCGCAUCCAGGACUACCUUCAGAGUCGCGUUGUCUACUACCUUAUGAACCUCCACAUUCGCCCUCGCUCCAUCUGGCUGUCCAGACACGGAGAGUCCAUGUUCAACCUGGAUGGUCGCAUUGGUGGAGACACUACGCUGUCUCCCCGCGGCCAGCAGUACGCGCGCAAGCUCCCUGAGCUCGUCCGCAAGUCAGUCGGUGAUGACCGCCCCCUGACCGUCUGGACCUCGACCCUCAAGCGAACCAUCGCUACAGCUCGCUUCCUGCCCUCAGAUUACAACCAGCUGCAGUGGAAGGCCCUCGACGAGCUCGACUCCGGCGUCUGUGACGGCCUCACCUACCAGGAAAUCAAGGACCGUUUCCCGGAGGAUUUCGCCGCCCGUGACGAGGACAAGUACAACUACCGCUACCGCGGCGGCGAGUCCUACCGCGACGUCGUCAUCCGCCUCGAGCCCAUCAUCAUGGAGCUCGAGCGCAGCGAGGAUAUCCUCAUCGUCACCCACCAGGCCGUGCUGCGCUGCAUCUACGCCUACUUCAUGAACAAGAGUCAGGCCGACAGCCCCUGGAUGAACGUGCCCCUGCACACCCUCAUCAAGCUCACCCCGCGCGCCUACGGAACCGAAGAGGUGCGCUACGAGGCCAACAUCCCGGCCGUCAGCACCUGGCGCGGCAAGGGUUCCACGGCCAAGCACGAGAACCCGGUAGCAGAGUGUAUGAACUUGAGGGAAACGAACGCGGUUGUAUCGGCCACGCGGUCACACUUCGAGUGGCUGACACAGUUCAAGGCCGAUUGGGGCCUCGCGCGAAGGAUUUCCUUUUCUCUUGACGACGACGACGUUUUCAGACUCCGCUUUUCGGCAUAUUCAUCCCGGUUCACGAUGGCGUUUAGGGACAACAGAGAGAGAGAAAAGACGAGAGAGUCCAGGGACCACGGCGGCAAAAACGCGGAGAGUGGUGGCAUAUCAAGUCGGCGGUAA